This is a messenger RNA of Symbiodinium natans, 1062 nucleotides long. NCBI's taxonomy places the organism in Eukaryota, Dinophyceae, Suessiales, Symbiodiniaceae. The record is from the annotation of a GenBank genome assembly.
AUGGUGCAGGGUGAGGUGGGUAGGUCGGCCUCAGAGCCGCCGGCUGUGGCACAGGCUGUGGCACAGGCUGCGGAUAGUGGGCCGGUGCGGGUGGCGGAUGAGGCCUCGGGUAGGCCGGGUAGCUUGGAUGCUGUGGCUGUGGUGGAGGUGCUUGCUGCGGGUGUUGCGGAGCUGGAUGAGGUGAUGGAUACGGGUGCUGAGGUGGAGGUGCGUAAUGGUGGUGAGGAUGUAGCGGCUGCCCAUUGGGCACGGGGUGAACCGGUGCAUAGGGACGAGGGGCUAGGGGUGGCCGAUAUGACGGAUGGCCCGGCACUGGUCCUGGUUGCGGGGCGCGAGGUUGCGGUCGGUAUGGGUAGUGGGGAGUCGGGGGUCGGCCAUGUUGCGGGUGCUGUGGUGGAUGAUGGGGAGGAUGAGCUGGAUGUUGCACAGCAUGCUGAGCAGGGUGAUGCUGGGGGGGGUGCUGGGGUGGGUGCUGAUGUGGGUGCUGAGGUGGGUGCUGAGGUGGGUGCUGCUGAGGGUGGGGAUGUUGAUGUGGGUGGUGCUGAGUGGCGGGUUGCGCCGCGUAGCUUGGGUAGGUCGGAUUGGCUGCCAGAUUUCCGGGCGGGGGCUGAGCAGGUUGUGGCUGCUGAUGCCGAUGACUGUUCGACUGCCCAAAGUACCUGGUCCAGUUUCAACAUGAGAAAUCUCUGCCUUAAGGAAUUAUUCGUGAUAUGGCUGUGCUUUCGCACAUGGCAUCGCACGAAGCUGUCAACGAAUCACGCUUGCCGACUCUCACGAUUGUCAUGGUUCGAAAGUCCCCACAUUCUUCGAAGUACGUUCAUAUGUCGCCUUGCUCCCACAAAAUCAGCCCCUAAAGCCCUCACCCCGCACCCCCAAAUGCAAGCCCUCAUUCGUAAGUCUGCAAUGCAGAAAGAAGCCCUACACAUCCCUACACCCACUGAACUACGUAAACUUGAACUGGCAGUGGGUAGUCUCCCUUCCACAGACCCACUACGUGGGCCACGGAGCUGGCGCACGUCCUGGAGAAGCCAGACAAGCUGUCGCUUCGAAUUUAAACUUUAG